Molecule: messenger RNA, 1368 nt
Organism: Melitaea cinxia (Glanville fritillary)
Lineage: Eukaryota; Metazoa; Arthropoda; Insecta; Lepidoptera; Nymphalidae
Exons: 7
Coding region: 5-610 (201 amino acids)
Source: RefSeq, a predicted model, not a curated record
UGUAAUGGCUGAAGGAAAUAAUGAUAUGUCUCGAGAACCGGCUUCACCUUCAAGAAUACAUAGGCUUCAAACGAAUGCUUCUCGCGGUGAAAACUCAGUUGACUUAGUUCGACUUUUUAAAGUAUUUAAAGCUCUCUUUGAGAUCAUCAAACCACCAAGCUCAAAAGCAGAUAUAAUGAAAAAUAGGGCGUAUUACUUGGCUACUCACUCUCAACGCUAUAAACUGGAAGAAGAAAAUCAAGCUGUACAAAAGUGGACAAAGGAUUCUAAUGAAUACGCUAUUGGACAUCCUUGCAGCCUCUUUGUUCCGGACACAGACAGCCCACCAAGGUUCUCCGAUCCCGAUGCUCCAAUACCAUUUGAGAUUAAAGAUAACUGGGACCGUGAUGAGGCCACCAAAAGGAUCAAAGAGCUGUACAAGGAGUUGGAUGAAAUAUUGGAAAACAAAAGCCCACCUAAUCACGCCAAUAAAGCUAAUUUGACAGCGAGAUUGAACUUGGCAAGGCAGCAAGAACUUCGUCAGCAAAUGCCUCCUCCACCGGCAAACGAUGAUCGCUACAAAAGCGAGGAAGAUUUGUCAGAGAUACUAGAAACUACGAGGAUACUUUAAACGUCUUCGUGCAAGCGAAAAAAACAAAAAAAAAAGAAAUUUUACUUCAGUAUUUGAUGUCAACGCACAGAUUUUCAGAGGCAUUAGAGAACAACAAAAUGAAAUAAUAUCACGCGUUAAUGAACUAAAUGUUAUCUUCAAUUAUGAACUUACUGAGUGUCGUACAAUAGUUAAUUAAACCUUCGCAUUGUUUUAAAAUUUUAUUCGACUAUUACUGUUUAAAAACAGUACUAAGCAUAAUUGUCUAGAAAUAUUCUCAGUGUUAGUUAUCAAUGUUCUUGAUUAUUAGCUAUUGCUUUCAACGAUUUAAUUUGGUAGGUUUGUGUAACUUGAUGUUAUAGUUACAGAUCUCAGUAGGUAAUUUAAUACUUCCCUAACUAUAGAACAUAGAGGUCAAAUUUAGAAAUUCUGAACAUCCAAUGGAAAAUGAGAUUCCUCAUGACUUUAUGACUGGACCACUAUUCCUGAGGUAUAUGAAUAUUAUUCGAGAAUAGUUUGUACGACCGGUUACGGUUAACGAUAGGCCAAAAUUUUAAGACGAACUGAAAAUAUACUAUUGAGUAUAAUCUUUUGGGGGACCGGGAAAUGUAUUCAACAUAUGUUGUAUAAUCUUUUAUGUAAUUUGAUGUUAUAAGUACUAGUAGUUUUAUGGAAUUGUAUCAAUGUUCGAUGUUAGUUCUAUUAGUACAAACAUCUCGAUCUUCUUCGUUGUUUCAAGUGUUACAUGUAUGUCUAUUAAAACAGUCGCUUAACCGUUA